Messenger RNA from Necator americanus (New World hookworm), 477 nucleotides. RefSeq lists its product as uncharacterized. Lineage: Eukaryota; Metazoa; Nematoda; Chromadorea; Rhabditida; Ancylostomatidae. The transcript has 3 exons. The coding region runs from base 1 to 477 and encodes 158 amino acids. The record is from RefSeq and is a predicted model, not a curated record.
AUGAGUAGAGGUGGAUCAGCACCAGCUUUGGAAAUCUUCGUCGUUUACACUCCAACAUCAAGCUACGGAGAAGAAGAAGUCGAAGCUUUCUAUAUGGAUCUGGAGAAGUUCUACAGAGAAGAUCAUACGUUCUACAAGUUCAUAAUUGAAGUAUCGCGAGAGUACAAUACACCGCUGUGUCUCACUUUCAUCGAUUUAGAAAAAGCAUUUGAUACAGUUGAGACCAAAGCGGUCAAGGAGGCCUUGGACAACCAAAGCGUCCUUGCUCCAUAUAUAAAGUUGAACCUAGACAAGAAGACGAUUAUAAGGAACGGAUGGGUCCCUGAUGCCCCAUUCACGUUCAGCGGAACGAACACAUCCGAAUGCUCCAGCUAUGUAUGCCUAGGUCGGAAAAUCAACAUGAUGAACAAACUGACCGAGCUGGUCAGAAGAAAACGAGCGGACUGGGGAGCAUUCAAAAGCAUUGAGAAAACGUGA